Molecule: messenger RNA, 663 nt
Organism: Orbicella faveolata
Lineage: Eukaryota; Metazoa; Cnidaria; Anthozoa; Scleractinia; Merulinidae
Product: Golgi-associated plant pathogenesis-related protein 1-like
Source: RefSeq, a predicted model, not a curated record
AUGCAUAAUUAUUAUAGAGCACUACAUAAUUCGCCGCCUUUGAAAUGCGACCCGGAACUGCCAACAUCAGCCCACAGGUGGAUAGAUCAACAGGCAGCAGACGGCAAAAUGUACAACUCAGAAUGGACAGACAAGUUCACGGAGAGCAUUUCUUGGAAAGGCUGGGGAUGGGAAGGAAUGUGGAAGAUGGAGGGAGCCAUACCAGGGGCGGUAAGAGGUUGGUAUUCUGAAAUCAAGAACAGCAACUAUAACUACAAAACUGGCAAAGCUUCCAGCACUGUUGGGCAUUUUCAAGCGGUAGUGUGGAAAGGAGAGACAAAGCUAGGAUGCGGGCUCGCCAUCAAACCGAAUGAUGGCGCUUACGUCACUGCACAUUACGCUCCACCCUCUCAUACGAGCAUGGACAGGGAGAAACUAACACCUCAGAAUGUAAAACCAAGAAAACGACAAGCUACUGCCUGUAAAAUUCCUUCAAGGGAACGUGUUGAUUGUUUUGGUGAUUCGGCAACUGAGGCGCAAAUGGCACCUUCUGUAACACCUGCGAUCUGCUUUGACAAAGGAUGUUGCUAUGACGACAUGUACAUGAGUGAACCGGAUACCUGGUUUUAUAUGCCGCCAGGAAGAACAUGGUGCUUUAAGAAGAAGGAGGCAGGGAGCUCCUAA